This is a messenger RNA of Anopheles maculipalpis, 555 nucleotides long. RefSeq names its product calcium and integrin-binding family member 2-like. The record is from RefSeq and is a predicted model, not a curated record. The transcript is spliced from 4 exons. Gene Ontology annotation, molecular function: calcium ion binding. Lineage: Eukaryota; Metazoa; Arthropoda; Insecta; Diptera; Culicidae. The coding region runs from base 1 to 555 and encodes 184 amino acids.
AUGGGUUCCAAAACGAGCAUCAUCACGAACGAGCAGCUGGCCGAGUAUGCCGAGCUAACAUACCUUAGUAAGUCGGAAAUCAUUUUUAUCCUGCAAAAGUUUCUGCUUCUCGAAGGUGGACGUCAGUUUUCGCUUACUAAACGAUUCCCGGAACAGGAUGUGGUUAAUUUGUUUCCUCAGUUAAAGCAUAAUCCUUUCCGUGAUCGUAUGCUGCACGUGUUUUCGUCCGAGCAUGAUGAUUGUUUCUCGUUCGAAGAUCUGCUGGAUCUGUUUAGUGUGCUUUCGGAAAAGUGUCCACUAGCGGUGAAAGCAACGUGGGCCUUUCAGAUGUAUGACUUUGAUAAUGACAAUCUCAUCACAAAGGACGACAUUCUGGAGCUUUGUGAUCGGAUCACGAAGCAUGAUCGGUUGGAACAGGACGAAAAAAUGAGCAUAGCUGAAUUGCUUCUCAAGGAAAUCGAUCUGCAGAACAAUGGCAAUAUUGGGGAGUUUGAAUUCAUCCACGCCAUGAGUAAAAUGCCCGAAUUCCGUCAGACUUUUUCGUGCCGAGUUUAG